AUGUCAGCAGCAAGUGCCGAAGCUCUACGAAGUUGUCCAUCGCCGGAAAAUCAGCAAAGCACAUUUCGUUACAUCUUCUUAUUCUGUAUUGCUCAUUUUUUGCACGGUAUUGGGGCAACGCCGCUUUUUACACUUGGUGUUAGCUAUAUCGAUGAAAAUGUCGGCCCGGCAUUAUCUUCUCUUUAUCUUGGCACGUUUUAA
Messenger RNA from Gongylonema pulchrum, 201 nucleotides. Lineage: Eukaryota; Metazoa; Nematoda; Chromadorea; Rhabditida; Gongylonematidae. The record is from the annotation of a GenBank genome assembly.